Molecule: messenger RNA, 3042 nt
Organism: Peromyscus californicus insignis
Lineage: Eukaryota; Metazoa; Chordata; Mammalia; Rodentia; Cricetidae
Gene: Drc7
Product: dynein regulatory complex subunit 7
Exons: 17
Coding region: 181-2889 (902 amino acids)
Biological process (GO): flagellated sperm motility
Cellular component (GO): motile cilium
Source: RefSeq, a predicted model, not a curated record
AUAGGGAGGAGAAGGAACAGGAUGUGGGGAGCAAAGUACUUCUUGGGGUCUUCCAGCCCUGGCUUGUCUGAUGAAAUCUUGCAGGGGGGCCUGUUUUGUGGGGAGAAGGUUACUGCUGGGAAGGGACUCCAAGAAGGACACUAUGGAGAUAUUCGUCUCUAGCUAUCCAGAGAUAUCAGGAUGGAGGUCCUGAGAGAGAAAGUAGAGGAGGAGGAGGCGGCUGAGCGUGAGGAAGCAGCUGAACGGGCAGAACGGGCUGAAAAGAUGGAGAGGAUGAUGAAGCCCGCCGAAGUGAGCAAAGAGGAAACCAUCAUGACAGAGGAUGAGCUUCGAGACCUGGAUAAGAGGCUCAUGGCCAUCGAGCCCCCCAUUCCAGCUGAGUACCCGAUCAUAAACAAGGCCCUCAUUGACGUGACCAAGCUGCCUCCUUCCUACACCACCAACUCGCCCAAGGAGGAGCACCUGCUGCUGGUGGCCGACAACUUCUCCCGACAGUACAGCCACCUGUGCCCGGACCGCGUGCCUCUCUUCUUGCACCCGCUAAAUGAGUGCAAUGUGCUUAAGUUCGUGAGCACCACCCUGAGGCCCACACUGAUGCCCUACCCGGAACUCUACAACUGGGACACCUGCUCCCAGUUUGUGUCUGACUUCCUUACCAUGGUCCCUCUGCUUGAUCCGCUCAAGCCGCCCACACACCUGUACUCCUCGACCACUGUGCUCAAGUACCAGAAGGGGAACUGCUUCGACUUCAGCAACCUGCUCUGCUCCAUGCUCAUUGGCUCUGGCUAUGACGCCUACUGCGUCAAUGGCUAUGGCUCCCUGGAUCUGUGUCUCAUGGACCUGACAAGAGAAGUGUGUCCGCUCACCGUAAAGGCCAAAGAGGCAGUCAAGAUGGCAGAGAAGACGAUUCCUAAGAAGUACGCCAUCAAGCCGCCCCGCGACCUGACCAGCAGGUUUGAGCUGGAGCAGGAGGAAAAGAGAUUGCAGGAAAUCAAGGACCUGGAAGAGAAGCGGCUCAGGGAGGAGGAAGAGCGCCUCCUGGAGGAAGAGAAGUCGAAGCCCGACCCCCUGCAUGGCCUGCGGGUGCAUGCCUGGGUCCUGGUGCUGGCCGGGAAACGCGAGGUGCCUGAGAGCUUCUUCAUCGACCCACUGACAGCACGCAGCUACAGCACCAAGGAUGAGCACUUCCUGGGCAUCGAGAGCCUCUGGAACCACAAGAACUACUGGAUCAACAUGCAGGACUGUUGGAACUGCUGCAAGGACUUGGUCUUUGACCUGGGAGACCCAGUGAGAUGGGAGUAUAUGCUCUUGGGGACCGAUAAGCCUCACCUGUCCAUGGCUGACGAGGAUGACGAAGGGCUGGAUGAUGAUGAUGAUAUAGACGACCUGGCCAAAGAGGAGGAGGAGAAGAGCUUCGACAUGCCGCCUUCAUGGGUCGCCCAGAUUGAGAUCACUCCGGAAGAGUUUGAGACCCGUUGCCCCAGUGGAAAGAAGGUGAUACAGUACAAGAAGGCACAGCUCGAGAAGUGGGCCCCGUACCUCAACAGCAACGGCCUGGUAUGCCGCCUCACCACCUACGAAGACCUGCAGUGUACAAAGGUUCUGGAGAUCAAGGAAUGGUACCAGAACCGUGAGGACAUGCUGGAGCUGAAGCACAUAAACAAGACCACAGGCCUGCAGGUGGACUACUUCAAGCCAGGCCAUCCCCAAGCUCUGCGUGUGCACUCAUACAAGUCUAUGCUGCCUGAGAUGGACCGCGUCAUGGAGUUCUAUGAAAAGAUCCGUGUGGAUGGCCUGAUAAAGCGGGAGGAGACACCCCUGACAAUGACAGAGUGCUAUCAGGGGCGCUCAGACUUCCUCUCCUAUCGCCACAUCAAUUUUGGACCCAGAGUCAAGAAGCUCACCCAGAACAGCGCAGAGUCCAACCCGAGGCCCAUGGUGAAAAUCACAGAGCGGUUCUUCCGCAACCCAGCGAAGCCUGCAGAUGAGGAUGUGGCAGAGCGUGUGUUUCUGAUCCUGGAGGAGCGCAUUCAGCUUCGCUACCACUGCCGUGAUGACUACAUCACCUCAUCCAAGCGUGAGUUCCUGCGGCGCACGGAGGUCGACAGCAAAGGCAACAAGAUCAUCAUGACACCGGACAUGUGCAUCAGCUUCGAGGUGGAGCCAAUGGAGCACACCAAGAAACUUCUCUACCAGUAUGAGACCAUGAUUCACCUGAAGAAUGAAGAAAAGCUGUCCCGACAUCAGGCCUGGGAGUCAGAGCUGGAGGUAAGGUCCUCCCAGAAGGUGGAUGUGGCAGGGAGGGGGAAGGGUCUUAGAUGUGCAUAUCCUCCAUUACGUGCGAUCAAGGUGCUGGAGAUCCUGAAGCUUAGGGAAGAGGAGGAGGAGGCACACACGCUGACCGUCUCCAUCUAUGACACCAAGCGCAACGAGAAGAGCAAAGAGUAUCGGGAGGCCAUGGAGCGUGUCCUGCAUGAGGAGCACCUGCGGCAAGUGGAGGCCCAGCUGGACUACCUGGCCCCAUUCCUGGCACAGCUCCCUCCGGGCGAGAAGCUAACACGCUGGCAGGCUGUGCGCCUCAAGGACGAGUGUCUCAGUGACUUCAAGCAGCGCCUCAUCGACAAGGCUAACCUCAUCCAGGCGCGCUUUGAGAAGGAGACUCAGGAACUGCAGAAGAAGCAGCAGUGGUACCAGGAGAACCAGGUGACCCUGACGUCUGAGGACGAAGACCUAUACCUGAGCUACUGUUCUCAGGCCAUGUUCCGUAUCCGCAUCUUGGAACAGCGACUCAAUCGGCACAAAGAGCUGGCUCCGCUGAAGUACCUGGCGCUGGAGGAAAAGCUCUACAAGGACCCACGCUUGGUAGACUUCGUGAAAGGCUUUGUUUGAUGCCCCUCACGGGACCAUGGCAGAAGCUGCGGGAGAAUGGAGUCCCUCCCUUCUCCCCAGCCACCGUAAUCCCCUACCAGCCUCACUGCCACACCACCUCCCUGUCCCUCAUAGUCUCCCUCAAAUAAACACACUUCCUAUUUACCACUUAUA